Messenger RNA from Endocarpon pusillum Z07020, 3000 nucleotides. RefSeq lists its product as uncharacterized. Bases 1 to 3000 code for a protein of 999 amino acids. Gene Ontology annotation, biological process: tRNA 5'-leader removal. Gene Ontology annotation, cellular component: ribonuclease MRP complex; nucleolar ribonuclease P complex. The transcript has 2 exons. The record is from RefSeq and is a predicted model, not a curated record. Lineage: Eukaryota; Fungi; Ascomycota; Eurotiomycetes; Verrucariales; Verrucariaceae.
AUGUCAACUCGCGCCCAGAAGCGUGAGGCUCCAGAAGCCAGUGAAGCAUCAUCUUCUGUCGCACGCAAACGCCAGAAAACCCAAGCCAUUCGUGCAAUACCUUCCCAAUCCACUGAUGCUGCCCUCUCUGUUACAGGCGAGCUCGAUGUCGCGUCUUUUGUCAAGGCUCGAGAGUAUGAAAUCAAUGCCUUGGAGAAGAGCAUGCAGAAUACCAGGCAUGGUUUGACUACAAGAGCAUUCCAACAGGUUCCUCGAAAGAUGAGGAGGAGGACAGCGAGUCACAAUGUCAAGAAAGUGCCCCGGCGGCUACGACGACGUGCAGAGAAAGAGAUGAAAGAGGACAAUACACCCACGGUCACCGCACGACGGAGAAUACCAUCCACGAAGAUGCGCCUGCGACUACAGACGGCGAAGCGGAUUAAAGCGAUGAGCAGCAAACAUAAAAGUGCCAGGGCAAGGAAGAAAGAAGCGAAGCGCAAUGCUCAGGAGACGGAUCCAGAGGCUCGUUUAUCAACAACGAUAGUCCCUAGGAUCAAGAGAAAUCGCCUCGCAGAUCCUCCCAAGGCAACAUCGAAAUUUAAAAAGCGUCAGAUUCACAAAACUUGGUUGCCGACGCAUCUAUGGCAUGCGAAACGUGCACAUAUGACUAGACCAAGUGAGCCGCUCUGGCGAAUGGCAAUCCCCCUGAGUCCUACAGAGAAAAGUUAUAGGCCGAGCCAUCGAGCAAGUGGAGGACGAGGCGCUGUUGCAUGGGAUAUGAGCUACAUGGCUACGAUUGGUUGUGAGGGACCGGAGCCUGCCUUGGUUGCCAUGUUGAAGGCAGUUGGAUUUGGCCGGGAUGAUCUGUGGGCCAGCAAAGGCAAGCGGUGGAGAAACGGUGUGAGAAGUGCAAGUGGAUGGGCAUAUGAAAGGGAUAACGAUAAAAGGACCAUCACACCGAUGACCGUCCUCUGGGAAUACCAACAUAACAAGAGUUCAGUUGAUAGCUCUCAGGAACCCAUGGUGGACACAAUCGCAAGUGAGAUGGAGCAUGCUGCAAAUCGACACGCAAGCAAUCCGUCGCUGCCAAAUAAGUUCAAGCCGGCGAAGAAGAAAGUCCUCCUCCGUGUCCAUCCUUCUGCAUUUCACCAGUUGUGGACCGAACUAUUCAAGGUCGCGAAAAUGCAACGUCCUCCAAUAGUGCUUGAAGACCUCCGUUUCGAGAUUGCAAGCCUUGAGGUGACUGGACCUGCGUCUACGGAAGCCCUUUAUGCAGUCUUACAACCUACUGUAGCCUCGGACGAGCCAAUACCUUCCUCAGCACGGACGUGGACUAGGUUGCCAGGCCUUACAAAUCCUGCGUCCCUUCCUCUAGGAGCAAUUUUAGGCUUCAAGACCUCAGAUCCACGACUGACCCAUCCGCGCAAGCCGAUAGCGAUCAAGACAGACCAGAAUAGCAACGACGAGCUUACGGAUCUGAUGAUGGACUGGCCUCCGGACAAUGGGGUGGUCCAGGCUGAUAUCUUUUCGCACAAGGCCCGCAGAACAGCUUCAAGAUCGUUGCCCUCUCAGAAGGCGGUCAAUCGGCGAAAAGGCCUGACCCUGCCUGGAGAAACUCCUGAACCGAAGGAGACUGAUCCUCACGUACCGGUCAUGCUCCUGGCAUGUCGUCCCAAUCCAAGUGCAAGUGGCGCGCAAGGCACAUGGACUGUUCUCCUACCAUGGAAGUGUUUAGAUCCCAUCUGGCGCUGCUUGAUGUAUUACCCCCUCAGCAGUGGAGGAACUGUCAGAUUCGGCGGGCUGGAUGAGACAAGACAGAUUGCCCUCGAGCGAAACGAGCCAUGGUUCCCUGGUGACUUUCCGGCUACCGAAGCUGGGAAGGCUUGGGAAAGAACUGAGGCCGAGAAGCGAUACAACAUCUGGAAACGCAAGCCGCCUAGUCGCAGGGUAAACUAUGAUGCAUUAAAGCUUGACAAUAAGGGGAAAGGCGAGCAUGGAAACGGCUGGGCUUGUGAUUGGAGUUUCCUGCUAGGCUUCGAUGUGGACAAGUCCAAUCCUCAUCCACACGUCGAGGAAAUAAGCGGAUCUACCAAUAUUGCGAGCUCGGAGCAUGGACCAUCAACCAACCCAGGCACUUUCGAAAGCAAGGAUACCACCCAAGACACCAACGAGAAGCACACCCACUCUUCAGCGACAUCAGCAACCCCAGUUUCGCAACUCUCUCCCGAACGAGCAAAAAUCUUCCUCGACUCCUCAUUCAACACUAUCCCAACUUCGCCCACGAACAAGGCCCACCUAGCAACAAUCCGCAUUGACCUUCUCACCCGCGGCACUCCUUUCCCUUGCGCACGCAUCUACCGUCUCCCCUUCCGUUCCUCAUCUGGCACGUCCGCCCUUUGCUACAAAUGGCUAGCCCUAGAUUCCCACUCCAAUCCCUGCACCAAAACCAAAAAAAUCAAGACAAAUUGGCGUGGCGACACCGCCAACCACUCCGCCUACCCCAACGAAUACGCCGAGAUCAACGCAAUCAACUACCAACCUCCGAACAUGGUGCCUGAAGCCAUCGUAGAGCUCGAGAAAAAGAAAGGCGAGUUGAGGGCGAAGAGGGAGAAGUUUCAGAAGCAGAAGCUUGAGAAGAGGGCUAAGGCAGGCGGAAGGGGUGAGGAGGACAUUGAAGGGAUGACGGCGGAAGAGAGAGAAACACUGAUGGAGGAGUUGAUGAGGCCGAGUGCGGAUAAGGAUCAGGAUGGAUCGGUGCCGGAUUGCCCGGGGGGGGAGGAUUUGAUCGGGUUCGUCACAAGUGGAGGGUACAACUUGAGGGUUGGGAGGGGGACUGGUGUAGGGGCCAUUUGGGCGGAGAGGGUGCUUGAGGGGUGGGGCAGGGGGUCACAAGACAUGCAGGGAAGAGGUGCAGGUAGCACAAGAGACGUAAAGAGGCUGGACAGGGAGAGGAGAUUGUGCGUUGUUCGCAAUGCUGGGGAGACGGCGGGGAGACUGGGGCUUUGGGAGCUGUGUGAGUAG